Messenger RNA from Talaromyces marneffei, 804 nucleotides. RefSeq lists its product as uncharacterized. The transcript is spliced from 2 exons. NCBI's taxonomy places the organism in Eukaryota, Fungi, Ascomycota, Eurotiomycetes, Eurotiales, Trichocomaceae. The record is from RefSeq and is a predicted model, not a curated record. Gene Ontology annotation, molecular function: oxidoreductase activity, acting on the CH-OH group of donors, NAD or NADP as acceptor. The coding region runs from base 1 to 804 and encodes 267 amino acids.
AUGUCUUCAUACGCCAUCACCGGAGCCUCCAAAGGCAUUGGCCUCGAGUUCGUCCGGCAACUCGCCGCCAAUACAUCCAACACAGUCCUCGCUAUAGUGCGAAACCCCAAAUCGUCCGACAUAUCUGAGCUCGCCUCCAAGUACCCAAACGUACACGUCGUAAAUGGCGAUGUUACAGACCCAAAGUCCAUUCUCGAGGCUGCCUCAACUGCAUCCACCAUCACAGGUGGAAAGCUCGACGUACUCAUCCACAAUUCCAACGCCAUUGACCCUGCCACCAUGGCGCUCAGUCCGAGUCAAUUCCUUUUUGAUGCUGAGGCCGUUCGGGCAGCAUUCGAACCAUCGCUCGUAACGGCUAUCUACGGCGGUCUGUGGGCGACAAACGCAUUCCUACCCCUGAUUGAGAAGGGCAGCCAGAAGAAGAUUGUGCACAUUUCCACUGCCAUGGCGGAUACAGAUUUUAUCAAUAAGACUGGUAUUAGCUAUGGAGUCGCGUACUCUGUCGCGAAGGCUGGGAUGAACGUCCAGGUCGCCAAGUACGCAGCCGAACUUGCACCGAAGGGCAUCAAGGUGUUGGCUUUGAGCCCGGGUUGGGUCGAUACGUGGGAGGGAGAGAAACCAGCAGAGGUUGUACAAGGAGAAGAAUUCAUGUUAAAACAGUUCCAGAUAGCCGAUCCUGAGCUCAAGGGACAGAUUCAACCUGAGGAGAGUGUCAGCAAGUGUCUCGAGGUGAUUGAGCGUCUGGAUGAGAAGUCCAGCGGCUUGCUUCUGAGCCAUCAUGGAGAUAGGGAAAGGUGGACUUAG